UUUUCGAGCUGUUAACCGCAAGUUGUACGCUCCUGCGUCUACUCACACGCUCGAGUGCAGCUAAUACGGAGCAACAGCAUGCAUGAUAGGCGUAUUUACCACUCCUGGACUCAUCGCCACUGUCAUGACAUCGUGUUAUGCCGUGACCGAGCUCGCGGCCUUGCCACACACAGCAGAACCCGAGAGGUACGCUGCCCUUCUGCCUCGAGUGUCCGAUCUACUCCACCUCAUCUCCGUGAUGCUCAUGCUUGUCCCUGCUUCACUUUCCGCCUCCGCAGCAGAACAGCCGUCCAUGAGAAGUCCAACGGCGACAUCUUGCAGCUUGCGCCCAGGUCCCAGCUACUGACUACGAAUAUCAACUUGAGCUUGCCCAUGUAUGUGCUGUC
Phanerochaete carnosa HHB-10118-sp is the source of this 386-nucleotide messenger RNA. RefSeq lists its product as uncharacterized. The transcript has a single exon. The record is from RefSeq and is a predicted model, not a curated record. NCBI's taxonomy places the organism in Eukaryota, Fungi, Basidiomycota, Agaricomycetes, Polyporales, Phanerochaetaceae. The coding region runs from base 83 to 346 and encodes 87 amino acids.